Cryptomeria japonica (Japanese cedar) is the source of this 676-nucleotide messenger RNA. RefSeq names its product heavy metal-associated isoprenylated plant protein 39-like. The coding region runs from base 9 to 458 and encodes 149 amino acids. NCBI's taxonomy places the organism in Eukaryota, Viridiplantae, Streptophyta, Pinopsida, Cupressales, Cupressaceae. Gene Ontology annotation, molecular function: metal ion binding. The record is from RefSeq and is a predicted model, not a curated record. The transcript is spliced from 3 exons.
CUGGAUUCAUGUCAAAAUUCCAACUGAUAAACAUCUGUGUUGAAAAUUUGCAGAAAAUGGUGUUAAAAUUGGCGAUUGAGGACGAGAAAAGAAAGAGGAAAGCCCUUAAAGUGGUUGCAGUGGUGGAAGGGGUGGAUUCUGUGGCUGUGGACAUGAAGCAAAAAACGAUGACUGUAAUUGGGGAAGCAGACCCUUUGUUUAUUGCCUCAAGACUCAGGGAAUUCGGUUUUAAUUUUGUCGAACUGCAGAGCGUUGGGCCUGCUAAGGAGAGAAAUAAGGAAAAGAAAGAAGAGAAUAAAUCAGAGAACCCGACAACUGUGUAUGUUCCGAGGGUUUAUUAUGAUUACAGUUUGGAAAAUGAUGAACAAUGUUCUUCUAGAGAGAAGUUUGGAGAAAGCACACCCAGGCUAGAGAAGAGCUGCCACAUGAGCCGUCUUUCAUCACCAAGGUGGAAUUAAUAGGUGUAUCUAUGUACCGAUUCACCAAUGUAAAUCAGGAAGGAAUCAUGCGCAUCCUUACAAUGUGGGUGAUGCAUGUAUUACAAAUACAGAGAGUUUUGUUAUACAUACACAUUUGGUACUGAUUUAUUUUCAUUCUUUUUUUCAUGGACUGUUUUUUUUGUUGUCUAGAUGUCGUUUAUCCAAGGUUGUAUUCAAGGACUGUUGAUUGGGUGUUU